AUGGCCACUCAAACAGGGUCUAAUGGCGCGGAUCACGCCAACGGCAACGUCUCGUACGCCGAGAAGCACAACCUUGCGGACCACUUCAUUGGAGGCAACCGCUUGGAAAACGCCCCAGCAAGUAAAGUCAAGGACUUUGUUGCCCAGAAUGACGGCCACACAGUCAUCACCAACGUCCUGAUUGCAAACAACGGUAUCGCGGCCGUCAAAGAAAUUCGAUCGGUACGAAAAUGGGCAUACGAGACGUUUGGCGACGAGAGGGCUAUUCACUUCACCGUGAUGGCGACCCCUGAUGAUCUCCAAGCCAACGCCGACUACAUCCGCAUGGCAGACCACUACGUCGAGGUCCCCGGUGGCACCAACAACCACAACUACGCCAAUGUCGAACUGAUUGUCGACAUUGCGGAGCGCAUGGACGUCCACGCAGUGUGGGCAGGAUGGGGACACGCUUCGGAAAACCCGAAACUGCCAGAGUCGCUUGCUGCCUCGCCCAAGAAGAUUGUGUUUAUUGGACCCCCAGGUUCUGCAAUGCGCUCCUUGGGUGACAAGAUUUCUUCCACAAUUGUCGCUCAGCACGCCGCCGUUCCCUGCAUCCCGUGGUCUGGCACCGGCGUUGACGAGGUCGAAGUCGACGACAACGACAUUGUGACCGUGCCGGACGAGGUCUACGCCAAGGGAUGUGUCGAGUCCUGGCAAGAGGGUCUCGAGAAGGCCAGGCAGAUCGGCUUCCCUGUCAUGAUCAAAGCCUCCGAGGGCGGUGGUGGCAAGGGCAUCCGCAAAGCUGUCGACGAGGAAGACUUUGAGGCUCUUUACAAGGCUGCUGCAAGCGAAAUCCCCGGCUCCCCCAUUUUCAUUAUGAAAUUGGCUGGAAAUGCCCGUCAUUUGGAGGUGCAGCUCCUUGCCGAUCAAUACGGCCACAACAUUUCUCUCUUCGGCCGCGAUUGCUCCGUUCAGCGUCGUCAUCAAAAAAUUAUCGAGGAGGCACCUGUCACAAUCGCCAAGCCCGACACAUUCAAGCUCAUGGAGCAGGCGGCCGUGCGCUUGGGAAAGCUUGUCGGUUACGUAUCUGCUGGCACAGUGGAGUAUUUGUACUCGCAUGCCGACGACAAGUUUUACUUCCUCGAGCUCAACCCUCGUCUGCAAGUCGAGCAUCCCACGACUGAGAUGGUCAGUGGUGUCAACCUGCCUGCAGCGCAGCUCCAGAUUGCCAUGGGUCUGCCGCUCCAUCGCAUUCGCGAUAUCAGGCUACUCUACGGUGUUGAUCCCAAGACCUCGAGCGAGAUCGAUUUCGAGUUCAGCACUGCCGGCACUUCUCAGACGCAGCGCCGCCCCACCCCCAAGGGCCAUACCACAGCCUGCCGUAUCACAUCAGAAGAUCCCGGAGAAGGAUUCAAGCCAUCCAACGGUGUGAUGCACGAGCUCAACUUCAGGAGUAGUUCCAACGUCUGGGGCUACUUCUCGGUUGGUAACCAGGGAGGUAUUCACAGUUACUCCGACUCGCAGUUUGGUCACAUUUUCGCUUAUGGCGAGAACCGUGCCGCAUCUCGGAAGCACAUGGUCAUUGCUCUCAAGGAGUUGAGCAUCCGCGGUGACUUCAAGACCACGGUGGAGUACUUGAUCAAGCUGCUCGAAACCGAAGAUUUCGAGGAGAACACCAUCUCCACCGGUUGGUUGGAUGAGCUGAUUUCCAAGCGUCUGACUGCCGAGCGCCCGGACACUAUGCUUGCCGUGGUAUGUGGUGCUAUUACCAAGGGCCAUAUUGCGAGCGAGGAAUGCUUCGCAACCUACCGCGCUGGUCUGGAGAAGGGUCAGGUACCUCCUAGCCAUAUUUUGAAGACGGUGUUCACCAUCGACUUCAUUUACGAUGGAUUCCGGUACAAGUUCACUGUCACUCGUUCGAGCGCUGACAGUUACCACUUGUUCAUCAACGGCUCCAAGUGCUCCGUCGGCGUCCGCGCUCUCCGCGACGGUGGUUUGCUGAUCUUGUUGGACGGCCAUUCCCACAACGUGUACUGGAAGGAGGAAGUCGGUGCCACCCGUCUGUCCGUCGACUCCAAGACUUGCCUACUGGAGCAGGAGAACGACCCUACCCAGCUUCGUACCCCUAGCCCCGGUAAGCUCGUGAAGUAUUCAGUGGAAAAUGGUGCCCACGUCCGUGCCGGCCAGACUUUCGCGGAAGUUGAGGUCAUGAAGAUGCACAUGCCUCUCAUCACGCAGGAGGAUGGUGUUGUUCAGCUCAUCAAGCAGCCUGGAGCAUCUCUCGAGGCUGGUGACAUCCUUGGUAUUCUUGCCUUGGAUGAUCCAUCUCGCAUCAAGCAGGCCCAACCCUUCGUGGGCAAGUUACCUGCCUAUGGCGACCCAGUUGUUGUUGGUACAAAGCCCGCACAGCGUUUCUCUGUUCUCUAUAACACCAUGCUGCACAUCCUGCAAGGUUACGACAACUCAGUCAUCAUGGCUGCCACGCUCAAGGAGUUGGUUGAGGUCAUGCGCAACCCCGAACUUCCCUACAGCGAGUGGAAUGCCCAGUUCUCUGCGCUGCAUUCUCGCAUGCCCCAGAAGCUUGAUGCUCAGUUCACUCAGGUGGUAGAGCGAGCCAAGUCGAGACAGUCCGAGUUCCCCGCCAAAGCUUUGUCGCGGACUUUCUCCAAAUUCUUGGAGGACCAUGUCGCCGCUGCCGAUGUCCCUGCUCUCAAGACCAUUCUCCAGCCGCUGACCGAUGUCCUCAAUGAGUACGCUGAGGGACCCAAAGUUCGCGAGCUCAACACCAUCAAGUCGAUUCUCGAUGCCUACUGGGAGGUUGAACAGCUAUUCAUGAACCAGCCUCAGGAGGAGACCGUCGUUCUCAAGCUCCGUGAUCAGCACAAGGACGACAUCCCCAAGGUCGUCCAGACUGUCCUUUCGCACAGCCGUGUCAGCUCCAAGAGCUCCCUGAUUCUUGCCAUUCUUGACGAAUACAGGCCUAAUAAGCCCAACGUCGGCAACGUGGCCAAGUACCUGCGCGAGUCUCUGCGCCACCUGACCGAGCUGCAGCAGUCUAGAUCGACGUCCAAGGUCUCCCUCAAGGCCCGUGAGAUCAUGAUCCAAAGCUCUCUUCCGUCCCUCGAGGAACGCUCUUCUCAGAUGGAACAUAUUCUGCGAUCUUCAGUUGUGGAAUCUCGUUACGGCGAGUCAGGCUGGGAUCACCGUGAGCCCAGUCUCGACAUUAUCAAGGAGGUGGUCGAUUCCAAGUACACGGUUUUCGAUGUCCUCACACUUUUCUUCGCCUACGAAGACCCCUGGGUUGGCUUGGCUGCUCUCGAGGUGUACAUUCGCCGUGCCUAUCGCGCGUAUGUCCUUAAGAAGAUCGAGUACCACACCCAUGAUGCCGACUCGCCUCACUUCCUGUCCUGGGAUUUCAACCUGCGCAAGGUGGGUCACUCAGAGUUCGGCCUUCCUCUACAGUCGCCGGCCGCUUCAGCUCCCCAGACCCCGGGCGAAUUGAGCGAGGUUGACGGUGCUCUCGGCAGCCGCAUCCGCUCUGUGAGUGACAUGUCCUAUGUGUCUGCCAGGAUGGACGAGGAGCCGAACCGCAGGGGUGUCAUUGUCCCCUGCAAGUACAUUGACGACGCUGAUGAGCUACUUUCCAAAGCUCUCGAUGGUCUCCUCCCUCCUGGAGAGCGAAAGAGUGAUGACGAAUCUGGUCCCACACUCAGGAGCGAUCUUAGCCGCCAGCGCAACCCUACCGCGAGCGCACGCCCUAGGCGUCAGCACACAGGCGAGUUGUCUGCUGUCAUCAACAUUGCUGUUCGCGAUGCCGAGAGUGACAACGACGAUGAACUCCUCGACCGGCUGAACACAAUUGUCGAGCAGUUCAAGGAAGAUCUGCUCGCGCGUGGCGUGCGCCGCCUGACAUUCAUCUGCGGUCACCGUGAUGGCUCGUACCCUCGCUACUUCACCUUCCGUGGUCCCGAAUACCACGAGGAUGCCAGUAUCCGUCACAGUGAGCCUGCCACUGCUUUCCAGCUUGAGCUCGCUCGCCUCUCCAAGUUCCAUAUCAAGCCUGUCUUCACCGAGAACAAGAACAUUCACGUGUAUGAGGCUCUUGGCAAGAACGUCGAUACUGACAAGCGCUACUUCACCCGUGCCGUCAUCAGGCCGGGCCGUCUUCGUGAUGAGAUUCCUACCGCGGACUACCUCAUCUCUGAGGCAGACCGUGUCAUCAACGAUAUUUUUGACGCUCUUGAGAUUACCGGCAACAACAACUCCGAUCUCAACCACAUCUUCAUGAACUUCACACCCGUCUUCCAGUUGCAUCCUCGCGAGGUCGAGCAAAGUCUGCAGGGCUUCCUGGACCGCUUCGGUGUCCGUGCCUGGAGGCUGCGUGUGUCCCAAGUUGAGAUCCGCAUUAUUUGCACCGAUCCGAAGACGGGUCUCCCGUAUCCCCUCCGUGUUAUCAUCACCAACACCUCAGGCUUCAUUGUCGAUGUCGACAUGUACGCUGAGCGCAAGUCGGAGAAGGGAGAAUGGGUCUUCCACAGCGUCGGUGGCACCAACGAGAAGGGUCCUAUGCAUCUCAUGUCCGUCUCCACGCCUUAUGCGACCAAGAACUGGCUCCAGCCCAAGCGUUACAAGGCCCACCUCAUGGGCACCCAGUACGUCUACGAUUUCCCUGAGCUUUUCCGCCAGGCUAUCCAGAACUCGUGGGUCGCUGCUGUGAAGAAGCAGCCAGCUCUCUCGGGCCAACAGCCGAAGACUGGCGAUUGCCUACACUUCACCGAACUUGUGCUUGACGACACCGACAGCCUCGAGGAGGUCAACCGCGAGCCUGGUACUAACACCUGCGGCAUGGUUGGAUGGGUCUUCCGUGCGCGCACACCCGAAUACCCCCAGGGUCGCCGCUUCAUUGUUGUCGCCAACGAUAUCACCUACAAGAUCGGUUCGUUCGGCCCCAAGGAGGAUAACUUCUUCCACAAGUGCACCGAGCUGGCUCGCAAGUUGGGCAUCCCGCGUAUCUACCUCUCUGCCAACUCUGGCGCUCGCCUUGGCCUCGCAGAGGAGCUUAUGCCCCACUUCCGCGUCGCCUGGAACGAUGUGAACAAGCCCGAUGCCGGCUUCAGGUACUUGUACCUCGAUGACGAGACUCUGGAGCGCUUCAAGGACUCUGUCCAAGUCGAGACCAUCUCUGAGGGCGGCCAGAAGAGGCACGUGAUCACGACCGUGGUGGGCAAGGAGGACGGCCUCGGUGUCGAGUGCCUCCGCGGUUCAGGACUGAUUGCUGGUGCUACAAGCCGCGCCUACAACGACAUUUUCACAGUGACGUUGGUGACCUGCCGUUCCGUCGGUAUUGGGGCUUACCUUGUCCGUCUUGGCCAGCGUGUCGUGCAAAUCGAAGGUCAGCCGAUCAUCUUGACUGGUGCGCCGGCACUGAACAACCUUCUUGGUCGGGAGGUGUACACUUCCAACUUGCAGCUUGGUGGCACCCAGAUCAUGUACCGUAACGGUGUGUCGCACAUGACUGCCAACGACGACUUUGCCGGUGUCUCGCGCAUUGUCGAAUGGUUGUCCUUUGUGCCUGAGAAGCGCAAUAGUCCUGUUGCUCUCAGCCCCAUGAUCGACACCUGGGAUCGUGACAUUGAAUACUUCCCUCCGGCUGAAAAGCAGCCCUACGACGUACGCUGGAUGAUUGGUGGCAAGACAGAGGACGACGGUACCUUCCUGGGUGGCCUGUUCGACAAGGACUCUUUCGUGGAGGCACUUGGCGGCUGGGCGCAGACGGUUGUCGUUGGCCGCGCUCGUCUUGGCGGCAUCCCCAUGGGUGUGAUUGCCGUCGAGACUCGCUCUGUCGAGAACAUUACGCCCGCCGACCCUGCCAACCCCGACUCGAUGGAGCAAAUUGGCAACGAGGCUGGCGGUGUCUGGUACCCCAACUCUGCCUUCAAGACCGCGCAGGCCAUCAACGACUUCAACUAUGGUGAGCAGCUGCCCCUGAUGAUCAUGGCCAACUGGCGUGGUUUCUCGGGUGGCCAGCGCGACAUGUUCAACGAGGUGCUCAAGUACGGUUCGUUCAUCGUCGACGCUCUCACCAAGUUUGAGCAGCCCAUCUUCAUCUACAUUCCUCCCUUUGGCGAGCUGCGUGGUGGAUCCUGGGUCGUUGUCGACCCCACAAUUGCUCCCGACACGAUGGAGAUGUACGCCGACAAGGAAGCUCGCGGCGGUGUCCUCGAGCCAGAGGGUAUCAUUGGCAUCAAGUACCGCAAGGACAAGCAGUUGGCGACCAUGGCCCGCUUGGACGAUACGUACGCCGACCUCAAGAAGCAGUUGGAUGACAAGAGCCUGUCCAAGGAAGCCAUGGACGAGGUGAAGGCCAAUAUGACUGCCCGCGAGAAGCAGCUCUUGCCCGUGUAUUCUCAGAUUGCUGCUCAAUAUGCCGACUUGCACGAUCGUUCUGGUCGCAUGAAGGCCAAGGGUGUCAUUCGCGACGAGCUUUCGUGGACCGAGGCGCGCCGUUUCUUCUACUGGCGCCUCCGCCGCAGACUCAAUGAGGAAUACAUCCUCAAGCGCAUGGCUUCGUCUGCCCUGGCCACGACGCACCCGAGCACGGCCAAUAUCAGCGAGGCGCGUGCGCAUAACCAGCACCUGCUCAAGAGCUGGUCUGGCAUUGUGGACUGGGACAAGAACGACCGUGAGGUGACCGAGUGGUACGAGGAGGAGAGGAAGAGCAUCGGCGAGAAGGUUGACGCGCUCAAGUCGGACAAGCUCUCGGGCGAGGUCGCCGGCCUUGUGCGCAACAACAUGAAGUCUGGUUUCAAGGGUGUCCGCGAAGUCCUCCGCAUGAUGCCUGUCGAGGAACGGGAGCAGUUGCUCAAGUACCUGAAGGAAUAA
This is a messenger RNA of Emericellopsis cladophorae, 6861 nucleotides long. RefSeq names its product Acetyl-CoA carboxylase-like protein. Lineage: Eukaryota; Fungi; Ascomycota; Sordariomycetes; Hypocreales; Bionectriaceae. Gene Ontology annotation, biological process: fatty acid biosynthetic process. Bases 1 to 6861 code for a protein of 2286 amino acids. The record is from RefSeq and is a predicted model, not a curated record. The transcript is spliced from 2 exons. Gene Ontology annotation, molecular function: ATP binding; metal ion binding; acetyl-CoA carboxylase activity.